Molecule: messenger RNA, 1185 nt
Organism: Bolinopsis microptera
Lineage: Eukaryota; Metazoa; Ctenophora; Tentaculata; Lobata; Bolinopsidae
Exons: 6
Coding region: 165-938 (257 amino acids)
Source: RefSeq, a predicted model, not a curated record
UUUCGACUGCAAUCUGUAUUUCGUUCGUACUAGUAUAAUAAGGUCGUCGUGAUAUUAGAUUUAUAUUAAUACACAAGUUCUUAGAUUUCGAUUAAUACACAAGUUCGUAGUUUUGUUUAAAGUAUAAUUGCUACUUGCUCCUAGUUCCAUCUGUGAGAGUUUUCAUGGCGAAACUAAGCGUCCGCUUUCAUAUACAUGACCAUGCAACUCAGAAAGGGUUUGUUCAGACUCACGAGAUAUGGACUAAAGACAACCCUAAACACCAGAUAAAGUACCAUUCCUCGCAGCUGACUGAUUCGUUAGUGUGUGUGAGCAUGUCUAAUGAGAUACGGAGAACCAUUGCCAGUCUUACACAGAGCAGUAAGGAUAUCUCCAACCAGACACGCGCUGCAAACAGAGGUCCCUUACUCCUGACAGGGACUACUAAGAUAUUCGGCAAGUCUCUGACACAAGGAAGCUACUUGAAGAGCAUGUCACAACCAGCCACCCGACAAUUUAAAAGGCACGAUAGAAACUAUCUCUGUACCUCAGCACCUGCCAAACAGGAUCCGGGAGAACUGGACUUGAGACUGAGUCCCGUUAACUUUAGGAAGAGAUAUGAGGAGGAGGAGGCUGUUGCAGUUAAUGAUACUUCUAAUCUGGUAGUACCGGUGAAAAAGGAGCACGAUUUUAGACUGCCCUACAGAGAGUGCCUUACAAAGAACAAGUCACCAGCUGUCCACAUACUGGAGGUGGAGUGCCUGAUCUGCGGGCAGCUGGGUUCUAUUUACAGACACAGAGCUGACAAAGCAAACUGCGGGAGAUGUGGGAACAGUUUAGCGAUGAAGUUAGACAACAAGCUGGAGUAUCAGUUCAAGAUAACGAAACAGGUAUCAGAACAGGAGGUGCUGGACAAGAUGAGGAAACACAACGACAGAGCCAUGAGAAGGCUCUUGUAGAUGAGGAGAAGAGGUUAAGAGACUUGGUGACUCAGUGGCGUAACUGACUAUUGAGCACAGGACCUUUGAUGGUUGGUUUGCUUUCCAGAGAUUAUGUCCAUUUUUGCAAAAAUCUGUUAUAUUCAACAGUGAGAAUUUGUUACGAUUAUUGGGCACAAAACUGAGCAAUUUAACAGAAAAACAUGAUUUAAUGUUCACAUUUUAGUAAUAAAAAUUUUAGUAAUAACUUAUUUUAAUCAGAACAAAA